AUGGUCAAGGGAGGCGACCCGCGACACCGCACGGUCAAGCUCGUCACCGCGCUCGUGUACGUGUCGCUGCUGCUGGACAACAUCCUGCUGUCGGCCGUCGUGCCCAUCAUCCCUGCCUACCUGAUCGGCGUGCUGCUUUCCUCCAAGGCGUUCGUCCAGCUGUUGGCCAACGUGGUGGUGGGCACCGUCGUCGGCAGGCUGGGCUUCAGGCUACCGCUCGUGUGCGGCGUCGGCGUGCUGGCCCUCUCUGCCUUCCUGUUCGCCGUGGCAUCCGGCGCCUCAUCUCUACUGGUGGCCAGGGCAGUACACGGCGUGGGGUCGUCCUGCAUAGCCAUAGCAGGUCUGUCGACUGUGGCCGACCUGUACCCGAACGAACGCGAGCGGUCGCGCGUGAUGGGCCGCGUUAUGGGCGCCAUGGCCGUCGGCGUGCUCAUCGGAUACCCGUUUGGCGGACUCAGCUACGACCUGAUGGGCAAGUCGCCGCCGUUCUGGCUGCUGGCCGCCCUGCUGACCGCCAUGUUCGCGGUGCAGUACCGGCGGCUGCGGCCGCUGCCGGCCUGUGAGCGGGACGACGAGGCCGUCACCCCGCCCUGGUGGCGCCUCCUGGCGGACCGACGCAUCAACAUCGUGGCCGGCGCCGUCGGUCUCUCCACCUCCGUCAUGGCUAUCCUGGAGCCCACGCUUCCCGUUUGGCUCAUUAACACCAUACACCCACAGCUACCACAGUCGACGCGCAUGGUACACCUCGUGCUGCCGCACUUCUGCAUCGGCCUGGGCAUCGGCAUCGUGGACGCGUCGCUGAUGCCGCUGCUGGCGCGGCUGGUGGAGCGGGGUGGCCUGCAGGCCAGCUACGUGUUUGCCGUGGCAUCCGGCGCCUCAUCUCUACUGGUGGCCAGGGCAGUACACGGCGUGGGGUCGUCCUGCAUAGCCAUAGCAGGUCUGUCGACUGUGGCCGACCUGUACCCGAACGAACGCGAGCGGUCGCGCGUGAUGGGCCGCGUUAUGGGCGCCAUGGCCGUCGGCGUGCUCAUCGGAUACCCGUUUGGCGGACUCAGCUACGACCUGAUGGGCAAGUCGCCGCCGUUCUGGCUGCUGGCCGCCCUGCUGACCGCCAUGUUCGCGGUGCAGUACCGGCGGCUGCGGCCGCUGCCGGCCUGUGAGCGGGACGACGAGGCCGUCACCCCGCCCUGGUGGCGCCUCCUGGCGGACCGACGCAUCAACAUCGUGGCCGGCGCCGUCGGUCUCUCCACCUCCGUCAUGGCUAUCCUGGAGCCCACGCUUCCCGUUUGGCUCAUUAACACCAUACACCCACAGAAGUGGCAGCUGGGCUCCGUCUUCAUCCCGGACAGUCUGGGCUACCUGAUCGGCACGCACGUGUUCGGCCUCGUCGCGCUGCGGCUCGGCCGCUGGACGGAUGAGGACCGCCGACAGGGCGCAGGGCGGAUGAGGCCCGCCGACGAGACGCAGGACGGAUGA
This is a messenger RNA of Pollicipes pollicipes, 1476 nucleotides long. Its product is annotated as synaptic vesicular amine transporter-like. Gene Ontology annotation, molecular function: serotonin:sodium:chloride symporter activity. Gene Ontology annotation, cellular component: terminal bouton; synaptic vesicle membrane. NCBI's taxonomy places the organism in Eukaryota, Metazoa, Arthropoda, Thecostraca, Pollicipedomorpha, Pollicipedidae. The coding region runs from base 1 to 1476 and encodes 491 amino acids. The record is from RefSeq and is a predicted model, not a curated record. The transcript has 13 exons. Gene Ontology annotation, biological process: aminergic neurotransmitter loading into synaptic vesicle; transmembrane transport.